Messenger RNA from Emiliania huxleyi CCMP1516, 1220 nucleotides. RefSeq lists its product as hypothetical. Gene Ontology annotation, biological process: RNA 3'-end processing. Gene Ontology annotation, molecular function: poly(A) RNA polymerase activity; mRNA binding. NCBI's taxonomy places the organism in Eukaryota, Haptophyta, Isochrysidales, Noelaerhabdaceae. The transcript is spliced from 9 exons. The record is from RefSeq and is a predicted model, not a curated record. Gene Ontology annotation, cellular component: TRAMP complex; nucleolus. The annotation marks the transcript as partial.
CGAUGUCUGGCCUGGCGCGUCCGCCGCCGCGUCCGCCGCCUCUGCUGUGGCGGCGCAGGCCUGCGCUGUCUCGCCGCCUCGUCUCCGUCGCCCGGCGCACCGCUGCCACCACCUCCUCCUCCUCCUCCGCCGCCGCCACCACCGCUACCACCACCGCCUCCUCCUCCUCGUCGGCCGCCGGUCCCUCGCAGCUCCACCGCCAGAUGCUGCGCCUCGUCGAGCUGACGCAGCCGACGGCGAGGCAGGCAAAGGAGCGCGAGCUGGCGGCGUGGUGGACGGCAAAGGCGGUGCGCGAGGCGGCCCCCGGCGCGACGGUGCACAUCUUCGGCUCCACCGCCACCGGCUGCCAGCUGCCUGGCUCGGACCUCGACCUGGUGGCCAUCAGGGCGCCGAGCCGGCGGAAGAAGGGCGUUGCGCCGGAGUCUGCUGCGGAGCUGGCGCCGCACAGCCGGGCCUUUGAGCAGCUGCGCAAGAUCCAGAGGCGGGUCCGCGCGUCGGGCGUGGCGGACCAGCGCGACCCGCUGGUCGUCAUCCGCGCAAAGGUGCCUCUCCUCCGCUUCAGCGAGAAGCGGUCUCUGCUCUCGGUGGACCUCUCGUGGAACGCGACCGACGGCCUGCGCAACUCACAGGCGAUCCGCUGCGCCAUGGAAGCGCGGCCGGAGCUGAGGCCGCUCAUGCUCUGCGUCAAGGCGCUGCUGCGACAGCGCGGCCUCAACACGACGGUCGAGGGCGGGAUCGGCUCCUACCUCCUCUUCGCCAUGGUGCUCGAGCAUUUCGAGCCGCGUGCGCGGCUGGAGGCGGUGCGGAGGGAGGCGAAGAGCAAGGAGGAGCAGGCGUCGCUGCGCGUCGUCCGCGCCGUAGAGGCGGGAGGAGAGGCGGCGAUCCAAUGCCUCCUCGGCGCGAGCGACGAGGGAGGAGGAGGAGGAGACGCCACCGCGGAGUGCCGCGACUUGGGCGCGCUGCUGGUCGGCUUUCUCGAGCGGCACCGGUCCGAGGCGGGGCCGCUCUGCAUGGCCGACCCGAUGGCGCCCGAGGCGUGGCGGGUGGAGGAGGUGCGGCGCGCCUUCGGUGCGGCGGCCGACUCGCUGCAGCUGCAGCCGUGCCUGUCCGGCGUGCUGCUGGGCUGGCCGCGCGGCGGCAUGAUCGACGGGCGAGUGAUUUGCCUCGGGCCCCGUCGAGUGGUCGUGCCAGGGGGGGGAGUCGGCGACGUUGUCCCGUAG